UGCAUGUACAUAAAGCAGCAGCGUCCUCACCGUCCUCUGUUGGAAUUCUUGAAGUAGUUUCUCAAAGUGGCAGAGCAAGAGAGACUGGCCGACAGAGAGAGAGAGAGAGAUUGUGUGUAAGCAACCAGACAGUGGAUGGGGGCGGCACUCCUGAAGCUUUUUGGCUGCUCCCCAGGGUUGACAGAUCCUUUGCGUUUCCGCCAGCUCACUUACCUUGACGUUUCCUGAGCGAGGGAGAGGAAGGGAGGGAGGGAGAGAGAGAGAGAGACCGAGGAUCGGUAUAUGAGUCACAUUCUGAAGCGAUCCAGCGGUAGCGGCACGGCGAUUGCAACUGUUCAGCUGAAAUUCUACAGGCGGUAGCGGCGGAGCCUGGCUCCAGGAGAGAGACUUGUGGAGACAGCGGCGGGGAUUUAUCUUCUCCCUCUCUUUUUGUACCUGUUUGCAGUUUGGAUGAUCGGUAGCACCUGAGCCAAGGAAGGCAGCUAGGCAGGAGAGAUACUAUAAAACCCAAACUCUUUUCAAAUCUAAAAAAAACAGAAAACAACUGCACUCCAGAGGCGAGAGGAAACUAUCUAUUGAUCGACUCCAACUUUUUAUUUUACUUCUCCCCACCCCUUUCGGAUUUUUUUUUGCCAUCGCUGCUGCCCCGCACCCUGUGGGCCGAUGGAGGCCGGUGUGGAAGAUCCUUUAGCCGGCAGGAUUUGAGCCUGGGUUUGUUUGUUCACGCUGUUUUUACAGGUGGAGAUUAUUUUGGGUCUUUUUUUUCCCUCCCUCUUCCCCCACUCUCAAAACCCCGCCUUUUCUUUUCACUGGCUGCCGGGGUUGGUUUAUUUACAGUACUGCGAACUUGUGUGUUUUUACUCUGUUAAAGAACACACAAGGGGGAAGGAGGAGGAGGUGGUGGUGGAGGUGGUCGGAGUUGAAUGGGGAACCAGGUGGAGAGACUGACCCAUCUGAGUUACGCCGAGGUACCGACGGCGGAACCGGCGGGGACGGAGCCGGGACCCCGCAUCGGGGUCUCGUACAUCUUCUCGGUGGAUGAGGACGACGAGUUGGGCGAGGAGCCGGUGGCCGGAGAGGACGGUCCGGACAGGCGGUCAGCCCCCGGAGGGGACAGGGAGCAUGAGCGGGAUAAGGAGGAGGAGGGCGGCGGCGGCGGCGACAGGGAAAGGGACACGUACGACCUCCUAAACGAGGUGGAGUGCUCCGUCUACUACCGGGACCAGUGCAUCUACGAGAAGAGAAGGAGGGCAGGCCGCUCGGCCAAGGGAGACGGCCAGGAGCUGCUGACCCCUCAGCCGGCCGAGAUCCUGCUGGGCAGGUGCCAGCCCGGGGACCUGGUGGAGUUUGUGGCGGCGGGUCAGUGCCCGCACUGGGUUGUCUACGUGGGCGACUUCCAGGUGGUUCACCUGCACCAGGCGGAGAUCCGCAACGACUUCCUGACGGACGCCAGCCAGGGCCGGAGGGGCCGCCUGGUCAGCCAGCGGUACCGCUUCAAGGCGCUGCCGGCGGAGGCGGUGGUCCGGGCCGCCCUGCAGCAGGUCGGUGUCCGGGGGGCACAGCUCCGCUGGAGCAGCUCCGAGUGCUUCGCGGCGUGGUGCCGCUGCGGGCGCCGGGAGUUCAAGGUCGGCGGGGAGCUCCGCAUCGGCAAGCAGCCGUACCGCCUGCAGCUCCACCUGUCCGAGCACAGCAGCCACACGCUCGAGUUCCAGAGCCUGCACGACCUGGUCCUGGAGAAACGCCGCAACGACCAAAUCGGCAAAGUUGCUCUGAUCCGCGAGCUCGCCGCUCAUCUACACGGCGACGAGCAGCAGAGGACUGACCACCCACACCCCCACUGAGGGGCUGGCACUCACCCCACCAUCCCAACACUGAGAGGGUCAAACCUGACACAACCCCACCAUCCCAAUACUCAGAGGGUUAGACUUGGGACUGACCCCACCAUCCCAACACAGAGGGUUAAACCUGGGACUGACCCAACCAUCCCAAUACUCAGAGGGUUAGACUGACCCCACCAUCCCAACACUGAGAGGGUUACACUGACCCCACCAUUCCACUACUGAGAGGGUUACACUGACCCCACCAUCUCAAUACUGAGAGAGUUACACUGACCCCACCAUCCCAAUACUGAGAGGGUUAAACCUGGGAGUGACCCCACCAUCUCAAAACUGAGAGGGUUAAACUUGGGACUGACCCCACCAUCCCAAUACUGACAGAGUUACACUGACCCCACCAUCCCAACACUGAGAGGGUCAAACCUGACACAACCCCACCAUCCCAAUACUCAGAGGGUUAGACUGACCCCACCAUCCCAACACUGAGAGGGUUACACUGACCCCACCAUUCCACUACUGAGAGGGUUACACUGACCCCACCAUCCCAAUACUGAGAGGGUUAAACCUGGGAGUGACCCCACCAUCUCAAAACUGAGAGGGUUAAACUUGGGACUGACCCCACCAUUCCACUACUGACAGGGUUACACUGACUCCACCAUCCCAACACUGAGAGGGUUAAACCUGGGAUUGACCCAACCAUCCCAAUACUCAGAGGGUUAGACUGACCCCACCAUCCCAAUACUGACAGGGUUAGACUGACCCCACCAUCCCAAUACUCAGAGGGUUAUACUGACCCCACCAUUCCAAUACUGACAGAGUUACACUGACCCCACGAUCCCAACACUGAGAGGGUUAAACCUGGGACUGACCCAACCAACCCAAUACUGAGAGGGUUAAACCUGGGAGUGACCCCACCAUCUCAAAACUGGGAGGGUUAAACUUGGGACUGACCCCACCAUCCCAAUACUGACAGAGUUACACUGACCCCACCAUUCCAACACUGAGAGGGUUAAACCUGGGACUGACCCAACCAUCCCAAUACUCAGAGGGUUAGACUGACCCCACCAUCCCAACACUGAGAGAGUUAUACUGACCCCACGAUCCCAACAAUGAGAGGGUUAAACCUGGGACUGACCCAACCAUCCCAAUACUGAGGGGGUUAAACCUGGGACUGACCCAACCAACCCAAUACUGAGAGGGUUAAACCUGGGAGUGACCCCACCAUCUCAAAACUGGGAGGGUUAAACUUGGGACUGACCCCACCAUCCCAAUACUGACAGAGUUACACUGACCCCACCAUUCCAACACUGAGAGGGUUAAACCUGGGACUGACCCAACCAUCCCAAUACUCAGAGGGUUAGACUGACCCCACCAUCCCAACACUGAGAGAGUUAUACUGACCCCACGAUCCCAACAAUGAGAGGGUUAAACCUGGGACUGACCCAACCAUCCCAAUACUGAGGGGGUUAAACCUGGGACUGACCCCACCAACCCAAUACUGAGAGCGUUACACCGACCCCAACAUCUAAAUACUGAGAGAGUUACACUGACCCCACCAUCCCAAUACUGAGAGGGUUAAACCUGGGAGUGACCCCAUCAUCUCAAAACUGAGAGGGUUAAACUUGGGACUGACCCCACCAUCCCAACACUGAGAGAGUUACACUGACCCCAAAAUCUCAAUACUGAGAGGGUUAAACCUGGGACUGACUCCACCAUCUCAAUACUGAAAGAGUUAAACGUGGCACUGUCCGAAUCACCCCCUACUAAGAGACUUAAAAUUGGAACUGACCACACCACAUUUAGAAAGCAAACCAAACUCUAACAUGGAACUGACCACCACCAAUCCCCAAUGCAGAGGGUUUAACCGUGGUCUGAUGACACCAACCUUACACAGGGUUAAACCUUACUCUGGGACUGACCAUGCAAGCACUGCUAAGAGGGCUAAACUCAGCCUACGAACUGUUCCCACCCCCUGUCACCACCUCCCUCGGACCUGGUUAUACCCUGGUAUUGACCGUAUUAUACCAACUGAGUGGGUUAAACUACCCCCUCCCCAAGCACAAUCUAAAUAUGACUACACAACAGCCGUGGAGUGGAUUAAAAACUGGGAAUGACCACAACACACAGUGAACUGUUUAAAUUUGGGACUGUCUGUAACACCCAUUGAGCAGAUUAAAACAACAUAACACACAUUAAAACCCCUAUAGACUGGGAUUGACUGUAACAGACUGAACAGGUUAACCAUCUCUUGCCUACCCCCACCACUACCACCGCCACCAACCAACCAACCAACCAACCAAAAACUGGGACAUUCGUUGAUCUUCUGUGUUGGAAUGAAGAGUUUCACCAUGAGUUUCUUUCCUAUUUCUUCUGAUCCAGACAAACUGAAAGGAAGCAUUUUCAAGUGGGUGGAUUACACAGAAGUCAAAAUGUAAUCAUCUUAUGCAUUUGCCACACCGUGUUAACUUACAAGCAACAUCCCUGAGUUAACAUACCCACUGUUUAUGGUGUUGGAGUUGUUUUGUACUCUCGUGAUCAUCUGUGACUUGUCACCUCCCCUAAUCCACCACCUCUACCCCACACCCUCCCUCCUUUUAUAGUGCCUGGGUACAUCAAACCCUCACUUUAACUGAGAAUCCAACAACUUCUCCUCAAAAGGGGAAGAUUUCUCGGUUGUAACAGUUCCUUCAAAAUGAAGGGCAAAGUUUACUAAUGGAAGGGGUUCGUUAAGUUGAUCUGAAGAAAGCAAGAAGCCAGGUUAAAGACUGUUGCAGCAAUGAGCAAUGCAUACUGGUUUAGAGUGAUUCAGUCAGGAGCAUUCUGAAGUGCAUCAUUUACCAAUUACUCUCCACUCACGUUUAAUUAAAAAGUACAAGUACUUUAUACAGUUAACUGGAGAAAAUAGCACCUGCUGAUUUUAGUUUUAAGUUCAGUUUGAAGACGGUAUUGGUUUUGGUUGGUUUCCAGUGUUGAUGAUACAUGUUCCCAUGAUACAUUGAACAGAGUUUGAAGGUAUUCAUAUUUCUUGCACAUCUUUACUGAGAUUGAAUUGAAUAUUUUUAUAAUGAUAUUUUUGAAUUUAUUGUGCAUUACAUUAUGCACUACAGUUGAUUCUUUUUGCCUGCCUUAAUGUUGAUGUGUAUAACAUAUCAAAGUUUUGAAAGGUUCUAAAGAUCAACAGAAUGCACAGAUUAUGUAUUGAUAGUGUCUAAGCACUUGUGUUAAUUGCAAAACUAUGUAAUAAAAUGUUGGAUUACAUGAUUUUUCCAUGUGAGAAGCAAUAUACAGUAUUCAUGCAAACACAAGGAAAUUUUCCUCACAACUCUUGUCUCUCUUCCACUCCCUUCCUUCAUCCAUUUCCCCCCUUUCCCCAGGAAAGUUCUAAAGUGCAUUUAAUUUUGCUGUAGCAAUAAGUUCCUAUAUUUAUCUCACUCUUUUCACAAUAUCUGGACAUUCCAAAUAUUUUCACAGCUGAUUUAAAUACUUAUAAGUAAUUAUGUAUACUUAUAUGUAAAAUAAUUGCAGUUACUUUUAUAAUGUAGGACACAUGGCAGUCAGCUUGUAAACAGCAAGCUCUCUCAGACAGCAAAGUGAUAAUUCGAAAGAUUGUUUUCUUUUUGUGAUAUUGAUUGAGGAAUACAUAUUGCCCAGCUCACCAGGGAGAAAGCUCCUGUUCUUCUUUGAAGUAGUGCCACAGAAUUGUUUUGCAUUUACUUGAGAAGGCAGAUGGGGCCUUGUUUAAACAUUUCAUUUGAAAGACAAAGCCUCCAAGGGGGCAGCACCGCCUGGUUACUGCUCUGGAAUCACUAUAAUUUAUUUUGUGUUUUAGUCUUGUACUUGGACUUGAGUCAUAGUAAGUUUACAGCCUAAAAAGAGCCUUUUGGCACAUUAUGUCUGCGUCUGCUGAAAAAUGAGCUUUCCACAUUUCUGCAUUUGAUAAGUAGCCCUGCAGUUUAUUGCACUUGAGCUGCAUGUCCAGACACCCUAUAAUUGAAUUGAGCAUAUCUGCCUCUGUUGCCCUUUCAGCAGUAUUCCAGAUGACUGCCACCCUUGCAGUGAAUAAACCUUUCUUCAUCUCCUCGCUAAGCUUUCUACUUUAAAUCUAUGCCUCCUAGUCACUGACCCCUCUGCCAAUGUAGAUUGGCCCUUCCUAUUCACUCUAUUGAUGCCCAUUGUACCCCCAACCUUUAAAUUAAAAACCAAGUGAAUUUUCUCUUCCAUGAUCAAAAAGCAAAACAUCACUUGUUCAGGUUAGUAAACAAAUAGAAAAACAUACCCAUUGCUACAGCAGAUCAGGUGAAUUUACCAAAUAAUUAGCCAAUCCACAUAGAUCUGGAAGAUCCCGAGUUUACACUGCAGUCUGUGGUGAGUUAGCAGAUCCCUAUCAGGGAAUUGCCUUUGAAUAAACUUUCAUUAUUUCAUCCUGCUGUGCUUAGUAGAAUUAAAUGGCUAUAGCAGAGAGAAAGCCAUUGACCUAUCGUCUCCAUGGUGGCUCUUUGCAAGUGCCAUAUAAAAAGACUCACUCCCCAAUCUUUCCCUCUGGCCCUACAAAUACCACUCAUUAUGGGCUGGUAGAACUGACUUUUGAUAGCACUUUUGAAUAUGUCUCUAUCAGUCUCACAACCAAUGCAUUCCAGAUCCUCACUGUGUAAAACCCCAUUUCCCUAAUUGGUUAUUGAUUCUUUUGCUGAUCACAUUAGAUCAAUAUCCUCUUUUUCUUGACCUUUCCACAAUGGGGGACAUUGUCUGUAUACCAUGAAAGUUUCUCAUGAUUUUAAUCAUCUCUAUCAAAUCUCUGGAUGUUUUCUUUCAGAAGAACAUUCUAUGUAAAUGAAAUGCUGGUGUAGCAAGUGAGUAAAUAUACCUA
Messenger RNA from Hemiscyllium ocellatum (epaulette shark), 6702 nucleotides. Its product is annotated as protein LRATD2-like. Bases 924 to 1841 code for a protein of 305 amino acids. The transcript has a single exon. The record is from RefSeq and is a predicted model, not a curated record. NCBI's taxonomy places the organism in Eukaryota, Metazoa, Chordata, Chondrichthyes, Orectolobiformes, Hemiscylliidae.